Molecule: messenger RNA, 1563 nt
Organism: Orycteropus afer afer
Lineage: Eukaryota; Metazoa; Chordata; Mammalia; Tubulidentata; Orycteropodidae
Product: transcription factor CP2-like protein 1
Exons: 14
Coding region: 1-1563 (520 amino acids)
Biological process (GO): regulation of transcription by RNA polymerase II
Cellular component (GO): nucleus
Molecular function (GO): DNA-binding transcription activator activity, RNA polymerase II-specific; RNA polymerase II cis-regulatory region sequence-specific DNA binding
Source: RefSeq, a predicted model, not a curated record
AUGCUGUUUUGGCACAAUCAGCCAGAGCACCUGUGGCCCAAUCCCGGGGAACUAUACUCUGGACCCCCCAGCAGCCUACUCAGGGACCCCCUGCCCUACCUGAAGCAGGAAGAGCUGCCGAACAUCCCCAGUGCAGACCCGCACUGUUCCGAGUUCCAGUACGUGCUCUGUGCAGCCACCUCGCCGGCAGUAAAGCAGCAGGAGGAGACCCUUACUUACCUGAACCAGGGCCAGUCCUACGAGGUACGGAUGCUCUGCAACCCCAAGCUGGGGGAUGCCACUCAGUGUUCCCGGCUGCUGAAAAGCACAGUACGAGUGGUAUUCCAUGACCGACGCCUGCAGUACACAGAACAGCAGCAGCUGGAAGGGUGGAGGUGGAGCCGGCCUGGGGACCGAAUCCUGGACAUUGAUGUGCCAUUGUCUGUGGGGGUGAUAGAGCCCCAAAUGUUGCCCUCACAACUCAACACCGUGGAGUUUCACUGGGAUCCGACCAAGAAGACCUCCCUUUUCCUGCAAAUUCACUGCAUCAGCACCGAGUUCACGCCUCGAAAGAAAGGUGGAGAGAAAGGUGUUCCCUUCCGUCUCCAGAUCGACACCUUCAAGCCCAGUGACAAGGAGCUCCUGCCUGAGCAUCUGCAUUCUGCAGGCUGCCUCAUCAAGGUGUUUAAGCCCAAAGGAGCUGAUCGGAAGCUAAAAUCCGACCGGGAGAAGGUUGAGAAACAGCCUCUCCAGGAGAGAUACAAGUACCAGGUUGCCUGUGAGAACACGGUCUUCACGGAGUGUUCACCAUGGCCAGAGCCCACUGCAGGGUCCCACCCAUCUCUCAGCCCUCUGGUUCUGACCUCCUCUCACUCCUGUAAGCUCCUGUCCCCUGAGAGAAGGCCGGAUGGGCCUUCCCUCUCAGACAUGGGCAAGGGCAGAGGGGCUGUUUUUCCCCUCCCGCUUGUUCUCACUCUAUGGACUGACUGCGGGAGCAAUGAUAGUGUUAACUGGAUGGCCCUCUUUAAGCCGCAGGAUCUGAAUCCUGGAGCCUCCAUCCCAGAGACACAGCAGUGGUUGCAUCGGCACCGGUUCUCCAGCUACUGUCGGAUGCUGGCCAACUUCACUGGCACUGAUCUGCUGAAGCUCACUCGCCAGGACCUUAUCCAGAUCUGUGGAGCUGCUGAUGGAAUCCGACUUUUCAACACUCUUAGAGCCAGGCCCCUCCGUCAUCGGCUGACUUUAUAUGUGGCUCAAGAGGCCUCUAGGCAAGAGAAUGAAGUUUCUAAGAACUCCAACUCAGGCUUUUAUCAAGAGAUCUCUCUAGAUGAACUAAGUGCCAUAGAACUGAUGGGGAAACUGGCUGAGCUCCUGGCCCUUCCAGCCAAUCAGAUCCACCAUCUCUUUCACCAGGGCCCUGGGGGCAUCCUCAUUCUCUUCAGUGACCAGGUGGUCCAGAAUCUUAAGGAUGAAUCAUACUUUGUGGCUGUGGUGAAGAAAGGGAUGGUGUUGGUCUCAGAUGACAAAUCCAGACUAGACCUCUACCUUAUGCAGAAUAAUGAGUGCAUGUCAACUGAGGCCUAG